GCCCGGCGUACAACGUCGAUUUCAAUGUAAAUGUGUCAAGAAAUUGAUUCUCCACUAUGGCGACGUUUCGCUUCGGGCAGCACAUCAUAAAGUCCUCGGCUGUGUUUUUGAAGACGGAGUUGUCCUUCGCCCUAGUCAACCGAAAGCCGGUCGUGCCUGGUCAUGUUCUCGUGUGUCCUCUCCGCGUCGUUGAGAGGUUUCGGGAUCUUCGUCCUGAUGAAGUGACGGAUCUGUUCAUGACCACGCAGAGAGUUUCCAGUCAAAUAGAGAAACACUUCCAGGCCUCCUCCCUCACCAUCUGCGUACAGGACGGACAUGAGGCGGGACAGACAGUGAAGCAUGUCCACGUCCACGUGCUGCCGAGGAAGGCUGGAGACUUCGAGAAGAAUGACAGCAUCUAUGAUGAGCUCCAGAAACAUGACCGGGAGAGCGAGGAUGACUCUUCUCAAUGGAGAUCUGAAGAAGAGAUGGCUAAAGAGGCCAGUGAAUUACGCAGCCUCUUCAGCUAAUGUGUCUGCAGUGCUUUAUCUGUUUGGAAGGUUGCAAGACAUGCAGUUGAUUAAGAAAACUUCAAAGAGAACUUCAACAAAUCGAAAUUUGUUCCUACGUUUUUUUAUGACCAUUUAUUUAAAAUAAAAAAUUUUGUUGAUUGAUGUAUUCUAAAAAAAACAACAUAAAAAUCCUGGUAUUAUUAUGAUAUUUACAAACUCCCAACUAAGCUUUUUAAUUUUCAUCGACAGGUUCUCUUAGCAUGGGCAUAAUGUUCCGCCAUAUACUGUAGAUGUUUCGUUUGGAACAAUAAGGACUCUGAUUUAAGAACAAAUCAUUAUAUUUUAGUAACUGGUUUAGUAAUAAUAUAGUUGCAACAACUGUUUAAUAGUCAUGGUGUUUUACUUAAUUACUCUGAAUUGCUGUUGUCUUUAAAAUAUUUUACCCUAGUAUUUUGAAUUUCUGUGUUAGACUUGCUACUGACGGCGUUAGGGGUUACACAUCUUUCACCUUGUUUUACGCUUGAACAACUAAAUGAAGAAUGCUUAAGUCUAUUUAACUGAAUGUAUUGUAUUACAUUACAACAUCGAUGCUGUAAAACAUCGCUGUGAAAUUGAAUAUAGUAACAUUAAGCUUUCACUGGAAGUUUGUUUGCUUUAAACCCUAUACUGUGCAUAGAGCCCACAGAAGAAGGCUUUAAGACAAAUCUAAUUUUAAAUUAUUCAAAAGAGAAAAAAAACUGAGGACAUGAGCUGGCUAGUUUUUUUUUUAUCUAUAGGCUAUCGUUUUUAAUUUAUAACAACUACACUUACUAAUUGUUUUUGUUUUUAUUAAUGAUAAUAAAUUUCUAUUUUAAACAAA
This is a messenger RNA of Danio rerio (zebrafish), 1350 nucleotides long. RefSeq names its product fragile histidine triad diadenosine triphosphatase (gene fhit). The record is from RefSeq and is marked provisional. NCBI's taxonomy places the organism in Eukaryota, Metazoa, Chordata, Actinopteri, Cypriniformes, Danionidae. Gene Ontology annotation, molecular function: adenylylsulfatase activity; catalytic activity; adenylylsulfate-ammonia adenylyltransferase activity.